Messenger RNA from Mangifera indica (mango), 852 nucleotides. RefSeq lists its product as uncharacterized. The transcript is spliced from 3 exons. The record is from RefSeq and is a predicted model, not a curated record. NCBI's taxonomy places the organism in Eukaryota, Viridiplantae, Streptophyta, Magnoliopsida, Sapindales, Anacardiaceae. Bases 70 to 648 code for a protein of 192 amino acids.
AAGAUUGGCAUUCAGAUGCAUAAAAGGUUAAAAUUAUAGGUGCGAAGUUAAAAUCUUUAGGAAGAAAAGAUGGGAAAGAGAAUAGAAAUUUUGUUGAUAUGUGUGGUGUUGUUUAUGGUGUCAACCACGGUGGCGUUUGGACACCAUGAGGAGUAUGACACGGCUGCACCAACCCCAGCAGCGUCAUGGUCUGAUUGGGCCAAAGACACUUUCCAUAGGAAUUUCGGAAUGGACAAAGAGGAAACAAAAGCGAAAGCUGAAGAACUCAUGAAUGAUGCUGAAAAGGGAACAUCUGAAGCAGCUAGUUAUGUUUCCGAGAAGGCUGGCGAGGCGGCCAGUGCGACGAGCGAUGGAUUCAGCAAAGCGAAAGAGUAUGCAGAAGGGAAGUCUGAUGAGGCCAGAAAGACAAUGGAAACUACAGGCAAAAGGGUAUUGAGCUCAGUCUCCGAAAGCGCAGAGGAUGCAAAAGAGACAGUGAAGAGUGGCUCAGGAAAGGCUGCAGAGAGCAUGGAAGCAGCCAUGGAACAUGGAAAAGAAGACGUAUCAUAUGCGCUCGAUGAAGCUAAAAGUAUGUCUGGAACAGCCAUGGAUUAUGCAAAAGAUAAGGCAUCCAAGGCUACCGAAGAAGUUGGAGCCAAGAUGGGGUAAUUUCUUGGCUGUGAGCUGAGAGUGAUUUCAACUGCUGCAGCAGAUCACCCGCCACAUCCCGCCAUGUGAGUCAGCCUUUACAAUUAAUAAAAAUAUAUCUAUAUACAUACAUAUAUAUACAUAUAUAGUUUUCUGCAAUCUGUAAUUCUUUCAUUACUGAAAUAGAAAUGAGAGGCAAAAGCUGUCUCCAAUGGGUUUUUUCAA